UCUGCAUGUACACACGCACCGGUGGCGGCGCUGGACGCAGAUGCCAUGACAGCAUGAUCCGUGUCUAACGGGAGAGGGUGUUGUCUACAUGGAACCACAACACUGAUGAGAAUCCACGACCUUUAAACUGGAUUUCACAGAAUAACGGUGCAGCCGGGGAAGCGCCUAUCGCAUUAGGGAAAGCAAGAAGAAGACGUUUGGUUUGUUUAUCUGGGAGAGAUCAGCGCAUCUGGAGUCGAGUAGAAACAAUCUUUUACAGGAUGCAAAGGGGUUUCUCUGAGCAACAAAGAUGAGUGUGACAUCAUGGUUCCUGGUCAGCAGCUCUGGUACUCGUCACCGUCUGCCACGGGAAAUGAUCUUUGUUGGACGGGAGGACUGCGAGCUCAUGCUGCAGUCUCGGAGUGUGGAUAAACAGCAUGCGGUUAUCAACUAUAACCCUGCCACAGAUGAGCACCUUGUGAAGGAUCUUGGAAGUUUAAAUGGGACCUUUGUGAAUGACUUGAGAAUUCCAGACCAAACAUACAUAACCCUCAAGCUGUCGGACAUCGUUCGUUUUGGAUAUGAUUCACAUGUGUAUAUUCUCGAGAAGAGUCAACAUAAAGUCCCCGAAGAGGCCCUCAAGCAUGAGAAGUACACCAGUCAGCUGCAGAUGGACAUAAAAUCUGCAGAGGGGAAGCAACAGAACCUGCAGGAAGAAAAGACCAAACUAGAUCGUUCUGAACGCAAGAGUCUCACAGAGUCCCCUGUCCCCCGGCCAACACCAUUGUAUGGACAGCCAUCAUGGUGGGGUGAGGAGGACUCUGGGAACAAGGGAGCACACAAUGAAGUACAAAGGUCAGGGGAUAAUCAUUCAGAGAUCACAAAGGAGAUAGCUGAGGAUGAAUUUAACGUCUCUGUUCAAGAGAUCCGUGACGGCCAGGCCAAGUCAACCUACCUGUACCAUCGAGAGCCCAGCUAUUUUGAAAUUCCAACAAAGGAGUUCCAUAUGCAACCCAAGUCCCCAACGACGGAUUUGAUUGACAUCCCAACCAAAGACACCAAUGUUUCUCUGAUUUCUACUCCUCCAGUUGUCCAAAGUCAUGCUUCUUUUACUAUCGAGUUUGAUGACUGCAUGCCAGGCAAGAUUAAAAUCAAGGAUCACGUGACCAAGUUCUCCUCUCGUCAGCGUAGCAAGCAGCUGCAGCCCAGUAAUUCUCUGGCAGCCACACCCACAGAGGUUCUGUCAGCUGAGAGCAAGGUGGCAGAUUGGCUUGUGCAGAGUGAUGUCAGCAUGAUGUGCAGGCGGCCACCCUGCGAGGAUGUGUACAGCACUAAGAGUGACUUAGCAAUGCAUAUUCGGACACUUAAAGGACACCAUCAUGAUGAUGGAACCCAGAGUGAUUCAGAAGACCCUGUACUGAAUGGAAAACGCAGCAAGUCACAUCAUUCCAUGCAAUCACAAUCAUCAGUACAGUCACAGCAGUCAGCUCAAUCAAAGACAUCUGAACCAUCAGAAUCAGUUCUGUCCCAGCCAUCUGUCUCAAUGCAAAAAACUCAUCAUCCUCAGUCAGUCUCACCACACAAACCCCAUCAAGGCGAUCUUGAUGAAAGUGAGGCUCAUCCUGUACAAGAAGCCUCCUCCCCUCUCCAGACAGAGGUUAAGCCCAUUCCCCCUGAGCCUCACACCCAGCAGGCCUUCAUCAUUGAGUUCUUUGAUGAUAAUCCCAGAAAGAAGCGGUCACAGUCCUUUACCCACAACUCUGCGCAUGCUGACUCCUACUCUGCAUUGAAGGCCAAACUAGAGAGACGCAAAGGUCUGGGUCAUGGGGAAAGGCCAGCCUCAGUGCAUGGGCAUCUUCCUCCAACACAGCAAAUCACUGUUCCACUGAAAGGUUCAAGCCAUGGAGGUUCACAGCGAUCAAGCUCACUGAAGAGAGAGAAGACAGAAGACAAUGGGACCAGCACAUCUUUAUUAGGGACCUCUUCUCGCUCUUCACCAGCUAUAACCAUUAAGCCUUUUGGGAGUGUGGGCAAGAAGUCCAAUCUUGCUCAGGAAUUUACUGCAGAGUUCUUGAAGGAUACAGGAAAAACUUCCCCACCUCCCUUGUCUGCCCCACCUGUGAUGGUAUCCCCCUCACACACUCUUUUACCCUCCCCAGCAGAGCCCUCUGGACCCUCAUCUCUGUCGUACCCAUCUUCUCCUUCUCAACUUCCUGCAUUAUCCCAGUCUCUUCUCCCAAUAUCCUCCACUGCCUCCGUCCCUUCGCAAGCCCCUGGAAGGGGUCCAGUUUCUAGUGCCUCCCCAGUCUGCUCAGCUGGGACAUCUGUGCCCCCGUUUUCACCACUAUUAGCUAGUGAUGUUGAAACUAAGGGCUCAAGGGUGACACGAACUGAGGAGGAGGACAGUCUGAGUGAUGCUGGUACCUACACAAUUGAGACAGAGUCACAAGAUAAGGAAGUGGAGGAAGCUAGAAGUAUGAUUGACCAGGUGUUUGGUGUUUUAGAUGCACCAGAAUACAGUGGUCAGACUCUUGGAGUUUAUAGGCCUGUGAUUGAUGAUGGUAAAGAUGACCAACUAUUCUUUAAUCAUAGCCACGGUAUGGCAGCUGAUAUAAUGUCGACAUCAUCACAGGGCCAUGGUGGGGACCAAGUCAAAUCACUGCAGGCACAUUCUGGUGUAGGAGAGCCUAAAUGGGUGUCACGCUCACGCUGGGCCAGCCUAGCAAACGCUUAUAGUGAUCCUGGGGCUACACAAGGAUCUAUGGGAAUUCCAUCCAAAAAUGGGCCUGCGGACAGAGAUGAUAGAGUGACAUUAAUGAUUAGUCCAAGCUUGGAUAUCUCGGAAUCAGACGGCAGUCAAGGUUUCAGGACCAGACGACAACUUCCUCAGGUUCCACCAGGAGAAAAACUGGAGAACACAACCCCUAGCAUCUUGAUCCGGCAUGAAACUAACGUGGACCAUGAACCACCAGAGAAAGGUUCUAGAGCACCACAGCAGCAGGACUGCAAUCAGAGGCUACGUGUCCAAGACGAUGUGGACCCAGACAGUCUGAGUGACACCAGCCGUUCAGAUGACAGCUCCAUCCUUGAUAGGAGUGGAAGGAGCCAAGAAAAGAGAGGAACUUCAAUACCCUCACCUUCUGAAAAUGUAAACCAUUCUAGAGGGUUAAGAGAGAUGCCACCACCCACUCCCAAACCCACCUCAUUUUAUAUUGGUUCUGGAGAUGGUUCAUCCAAGUCAGAUGCAUCCAAAAGUCCAAUUCUUUCACAGCCAGAGAGAGACUUCUCUCCCAAGAUACCUCCAACCACUGUCUUGAUACGACAUUUGAGUGGCCAUGAGUCUAGGCGUCCAGUGAAGCCCAACUCGUCAGCCCCGAACCUUCAGGCACAUAACAGGGAUGUGGUGCCCACCAAAGAGACCUCAACCUCAUUUGUUCGACAGGAGAGUUUUACCAAAGAUAGGCCAAGUGACAACAUUCAAGUCAAGAAACUACCACAUAUCUCUAGUCAUCCUGCUUUGAGAAGCUUGGAUACAGAGGAAACUGUCCAAGAUACAUUUCCCUUUCCUAAGGAAGCAGAGAAAUCAUUGGCAUCACCAGAAGAGAAGUUUCCUGGAUCAAGUCAACGCUCAAAAACAGGAAGCUCUCCUGCACAAGAGGAUUCCCUGUCUGGUGAUUCAGAUGUUGAUACUGCCAGUACUGUAAGCAUGGUCAGCAGUAAAAAUGCUCAUGUCAUUGCACCUAAGAAGCGUACAUCUGCAAGUGACCAGCGUAAGGAGAAAUCAUCUUCCGGUUUAACUGCAAAAGACAAAGCACGGCAACCUACAGCACGUGAACGGUUAUCAGAAAAACGCAGAAAUCAUGCCUCUGCAGAUAAUACUAGUAAGGCUGAAAUGAGUCGCCGUCUCCAGCUUCGUCGCAGUGCUGGUAACCGUGGUUCUUUAGACCUUUCUGAUAAUCAGCAUGGUCAACCGCUGUGGCAUGAAGCUGCUGCUUCUGACCAUGAGUCAAGUUCACGGCCCAACAGCCGCAAAAAACUCACUGCACCCCUGCAGAAGGAGGACCCCAGUAAGGUGACCAAAGGAAGCCCUCAGGUGCUGACCCGAUCCAAUAGCCUUUCAGCCCCAAGACCAACCCGUGCCUCGAUGCUCCGCCGAGCUCGACUAGGUGAGACCUCAGACAAUGAGGGUGCAGAGACGGACCGUGCAUCUCAGAGCUCCGACCACAGUAAGACUCCUGCUGAAGGCAAGAAACUCUCAAGGCUGGACAUUCUUGCUAUGCCUCGGAAACGAACUAGAUCCUUCACUGUUCCAAGUGACAAUGAAUCCACCUCAAGCAAGCAUGGCAUUUCUAACCAUCCUACAGAGGCGAGUAGCAGUGCUAGGAAAGGGGCUUCAAAUGAGGUGAGGCAGGCUCCCGGCAAAGGGACUGCUUCAGUAGGGAAACACUCCUCCACGCGUACCCGCUCUAACCAAGUUAAACACAGUAGCACAGCUGGUUCCCACCGUAGACAAAAGGAUUCAGACUAUUCCUCUACCUCAGAGGAGGAGUUUGAGACCAAAUCCAACUCUAAGCAAAAGCGUUCCCAUGCCUCAGCUUCAACUCAGACACAGACACCACAGAAGACUGUUCAAAUGAGGCUGAAAUGUGUCUCUUUGGAAACGGAAGAGGACGAAACUCAGAAUGAACACUUCCAGAAUUGGUCUACUCAUAGUGCAGAGAUUGCCAGGCUGAGUCAAGACCUGGCCAAAGAUCUUGCCAUUCUUGCACGUGAAAUCCAUGAUGUAGCAGGGGAUGGUGACUCCCAGACAUCCUCAGGCUUAGGAGCUACCACUUCCCCUGGCUCCAUGCCAAAUACCCCUGCAUCCACUAUCUCGACCAGAGAGGAGAGACCAUAUGCAUCAUUACAGAGGUUCCUGUUACCUCAGCUGGUACAGCAUAUACCCGAGGCAAGUCUGAACUAUCAAAAGGUUCCUCCAGGCUCAACUAGUCCAAUAGACCAGGACUCAAAUAUGAACGACCAUGACAGUUCCAGACGGCGUCCCUGGAACCGUGAAGAGGUAAUUCUGGACAAUCUAAUGCUGAACCCAGUCUCCCAGCUCUCCCAGGCUAUCAGAGAGAACACAGAGCAACUAGCAGAGAAAAUGAAAGUUCUGUUUCAUAACAAGACUGAAGUCUGGGAGGAAAUAGAGGCAAAAAUCAAUGCUGAAAAUGAGGUUCCUAUCCUGAAGACAUCUAAUAAGGAAAUCUCAUCUAUUCUCCAAGAACUGCGACGAGUCCAGAGACAACUUGAGGUGAUCAACACUAUCGUUGAGCCUGGAGGAAUCCUAAAGAUGCCCCCUAUGGCACCUUCUCCCAGGGGAAAAACCAAAUCUGCUUCCAAGGAGUUUACCAGCCCCACGUCUAGUAAUGCCAAUGCAAGUGCAAAGCGAGGUCCCAAAGGGCCCGAGGGAGGGCGAUAUGUAGUAUAAGCAUAGUAAACAACUGCACAUUUCUUUGGAGACUGCAAUAUUUGUGGCGCAUCUGUAAAAGUAUUGUAAGACUACCUGUGGUGCAAAUAUGCGUCAUAUGCUUUCUCUAAGACUGCGGACACACUUCACAAGCUAAAGUAGGUUGUAAACAUUGUUCUUUUCAACAAUUGUAAUCCGUGGCUUGCUUGAGCGAUUGUCCAUAUGCCAUGUUGUCAUUCAUGAUUGAGUGAAUGCGUGAGUGUUGUGUUGCCGUCUGUUUUGAAAACCAUUGUAGCAUUCAAUCCACUUUCCAACCCAAUUCACUGUCAAUCAUGAAAUGCACUUGGCUGCUACAAAUCUACAGCAUGACAAAAAGGGUGAAUACACAAUACUUAGUGCUUGCCUUCAACACGGGCAUAGACAUUAGCUUGCUUUGCCAGAAAAGAAAAAAAAAGAUUUACCAGUUGUUUUAGAUAUAAUGCUAUCGUGCUAUAAUGCUAUUAAUGGAAUAUUGCUACUUCUGAGAAUAUGGCUACUGUUGAAUUCCCAGAUAUAGCAAGUUAAAAUAUUGUUAAUAGUAUCAAAAAUAUUGUUAAAAGUAAUCAACCUUUGGCAUAAAUGUUUAUACGGUGACUGGAAGGGGAUAUGUUUGGUUCACUUUUGUAGUAGCCACGAGUUCCUAUGUUGAGAUCAUUUUUUGAAAAUCUAAUAAAAAAAUAAAAAAAUAAACCCGUGGCAACAUUUUUAAAGUAACCCAAUUCCAUAGGAAAACCACAGACUUUGUAAAACUGUGGUAUUGACACAAAUUUCAACAUCGAUUCAUUUGGUUAUA
Molecule: messenger RNA, 6260 nt
Organism: Rhinichthys klamathensis goyatoka
Lineage: Eukaryota; Metazoa; Chordata; Actinopteri; Cypriniformes; Leuciscidae
Gene: cep170bb
Product: centrosomal protein 170Bb
Exons: 20
Coding region: 290-5449 (1719 amino acids)
Molecular function (GO): protein binding
Source: RefSeq, a predicted model, not a curated record